This is a messenger RNA of Sinocyclocheilus rhinocerous, 4444 nucleotides long. Its product is annotated as unconventional myosin-Ib-like. The transcript has 29 exons. Gene Ontology annotation, cellular component: actin cytoskeleton; cytoplasm; plasma membrane. Gene Ontology annotation, molecular function: ATP binding; actin filament binding; microfilament motor activity. Bases 17 to 3166 code for a protein of 1049 amino acids. The record is from RefSeq and is a predicted model, not a curated record. NCBI's taxonomy places the organism in Eukaryota, Metazoa, Chordata, Actinopteri, Cypriniformes, Cyprinidae. Gene Ontology annotation, biological process: endocytosis; actin filament-based movement; actin filament organization.
GGCUAGUAAGUUUGUGAUGUCAUAUGUGGCGGCAGUGUGUGGGAAGGGCCAGGAGGUGAACAAAGUGAAGGAGCAGCUGCUUCAGUCCAAUCCCGUGCUUGAGGCUUUUGGGAACGCCAAAACCGUGAGGAAUGACAACUCGUCUCGAUUUGGGAAGUACAUGGAUAUCGAGUUUGACUUCAAAGGAGACCCCCUUGGUGGAGUCAUCAGUAAUUAUCUCUUGGAGAAAUCCCGUGUGGUAAAGCAGCCCAGGGGCGAGAGGAAUUUCCACAUCUUCUACCAGCUGCUUUCUGGAGCAUCAGAUGACACGCUCAAAAAACUGAAGCUGGACCGAGACUUCAGCAAAUACAACUACCUUAGCCUGGAUUCGGCAACAGUCAAUGGACUGGACGAUGCUGCCAGUUUCAGAACAGUUAGAAAUGCCAUGCAAAUUGUGGGCUUCAUGGAGGAUGAGGUUCAGUCAAUACUGGAGCUGGUGGCUGCUGUUCUCAAACUGGGAAACAUCGAGUUCAAACCAGAGUCUCGUUGCAAUGGCUUCGAUGAGAGUCGAAUCAAGGACAAGAACGACCUGAAAGAGAUGUGUGAGCUGCUGGGCAUUGAGCAGUCCGUGCUGGAAAGAGCGUUCAGCUUCCGUACCGUUGAGGCCAAGAUGGAGAAGGUGUCCACAUCACUCAACGUGGCUCAGGCCUAUUACGCUCGUGAUGCUCUUGCCAAAAACCUCUACAGCCGACUGUUCAGCUGGCUGGUGAACCGAAUCAAUGAAAGCAUCAAGGCUCAAACCAAAACACACAAGAAAGUAAUGGGAGUCCUGGAUAUUUAUGGUUUUGAAAUCUUUGAGAAUGGAGACAACAGUUUUGAACAGUUCAUUAUCAACUACUGCAAUGAGAAGCUCCAGCAAAUCUUCAUCGAGCUUACUCUCCGCGAAGAGCAGGAGGAGUAUAUCCGUGAGGGUAUUGAGUGGACCAACAUUGAGUAUUUCAACAACGCCAUCAUAUGUGACCUCAUUGAAAAUAACAAGAAUGGGAUUUUGGCCAUGUUGGAUGAGGAGUGUUUGAGGCCAGGCACAGUGACAGAUGAGACUUUCCUGGACAAGUUGAACACCGUUUGUGCUGAACACCAGCAUUUUGAGAGCAGACAGAGCAAAAACUCCAAGUUCCUCACAGACCACAGCCUACCACACAACUGCUUCCGCAUCCAGCACUACGCUGGCAAGGUGCUGUAUCGGGUGGAGGGAUUCGUGGACAAAAACAAUGACCUCCUCUACAGAGAUUUAUCCCAAGCCAUGUACAAAGCCAAUCACAGCCUGAUAAAGAUUCUCUUUCCUGAGGGAAACCCAGCUAAAGUGAACCUCAAGCGGCCCCCUACAGCUGGAUUCCAGUUCAGAGCCUCAGUUGGAACACUCAUGAAGAACCUUCUGACCAAGAACCCCAACUACAUCAGGUGCAUCAAACCCAAUGACAAGAAAGCAGCCCACAUUUUCACAGACUCACUAGUGUGUCACCAGGCGCGCUAUUUGGGUCUGAUGGAGAAUGUACGCGUAAGAAGGGCUGGUUAUGCUUUCCGCCAGCCCUACGAGCCCUGUCUGGAGCGCUACAAGAUGCUCUGCAAGCAGACCUGGCCCCACUGGAAGGGCCCAGCCAGGGAGGGUGUCGAGGUUCUCCUGAAAAAUCUGCAGGUUCGUGCUGAGGACUUUGCCUAUGGACGUUCAAAGAUCUUCAUCAGGAACCCAAGAACGCUCUUCUUCUUGGAAGAGAAGAGGAGGCAGUGCCUAGAGGAUCUGGCAACCCUCAUCCAGAAGAUCUACCGUGGUUGGAAGUGCCGCACUCACUUUCUCCUGUUGAAGAAGAGCCAGGUGGUGGUGGCCGCCUGGUACCGAAGAUUUGCGCAACAAAAGAAGUACCAGAACAUCAGGUCCUCUGCCUUAGUGUUACAAUCAUUCAUCCGAGGAUGGAAGGCCCGGAAGCUUCUGCGUGAGCUGAAACACAAGAAGCGGUGCGAAGAGGCCGUCACAACUAUUUCUGCCUACUGGCAUGGAACUCAGGCUCGCUGGGAACUGCGGCGUCUUAAGGAGGAGGCACGGAAUAAACACGCCGUGUCUGUCAUUUGGGCAGCUUGGCUUGGAACUAAGGCUCGGAGGGAACUGCGGCGAUUAAAGCAUGAAGCUCGCAGUAAACAGGCCGUGUCUGUCAUUUGGGCCUGCUGGCAAGGAACUAAGGCACGUAGAGAGCUGAAACGCUUGAAGGAGGAAGCCAGGCGUAAGCACGCCGUCGCUGUCAUUUGGGCCUACUGGUUGGGACUAAAGGUCCGUCGGGAAUAUAGGAAGUUCUUCAGAGCCAAUGCUGGCAAGAAGAUCUAUGACUUCACCAUUCAGAGAAUUAUGCAGAAGUACUUCAUGGGCUUGAAGAAAACGAUGCCUUCCAUGUCACCAGUUGACAAGAGCUGGCCAGCUCGCCCCUACGGUUUCCUGGAUGGGAUGCAUCAAGAGCUCAGGAGGAUUUUCCAUCUGUGGAGGUGUAAGAAAUACCGCAGCCAGUUCACAGAAGAGAAGAAGGCUACCUACGAGGAGAAGCUUGCGGCUAGUGAACUCUUCAAAGAUAAGAAGGCCUUGUAUCCUAGCAGUGUGGGGCAGCCUUUCAAAGGAGACUAUGUGGAGAUAACCAAAAACCCAAAGUACCAGAAGCUCAACAGCUUGGUGGAGGAUAAAGUUUUGCUUGCAGAUGUGGUCAGUAAAAUCAACCGUGCCAAUGGCAAGGGAGCUCCAAGAAUUUUCCUCCUCACCAAGAAGAGCUUUGUUCUGGCUGACCAGAAGACGGGCCAGGUGAAGGCCAGCGUUCCCCUGCUGGACCUCAGCAGUGUUUCUGUGAGCACACAGAGCGAUGGCUUUUUCGCCCUCAAGCUCAAAGAGGGUUCUACAUCUGCAGCCAAAGGUGACUUCCUGCUGAGCAGUGAUCGACUGAUUGAGAUCAUCACCAAACUUCAUCGCAUUGGUGCUGCUUCAGCUGACAGAAACCAGAUCAAUAUCGAUAUUUCAGAUGAGUUCUUAGUGCAGUUCAAGCAGGACAAAGUGUGUGUAAAAUUCAUCCAGGGUACACCAAAGAACGGCAACGGUGUCGCCUGCAAACGUAAAAACAACCGUCUUCUGGAAGUGUCUGUUCCGUCACCGUAAGGAGCGAUCAGCUCGGCCCACUGAGGGGUGUCAUCUCUGAGAAUCUUCACUCUCCCCCAAUCCCGUAAUGAUCGUGCAAUUAUGUUGAUCCUGUCAUUUCUGAUUCUAAAUAGUCAAAUCAGCAGGUUUUUGGCACCUAAAGAUGUUACUGCUUCCCUGCUUUUAACAGUGGGGUGGAAGUCCAUCAUUCUCUCUUCCCAAACUGUGGGACUGAACAGAACUAGUCUUUAAUUGAAAUAACAAUAAUAACCAUUAUGAUUACAGUGACAUGCUUUGAGGCUGGCAAUGGCCGAAGAUUCACUUGGUGAAUCUCACCUCACACUCUGCUCAGCAAUAGCCAUGUCUCUGAACCACUGUGUUUGCAUGAGCCUCUUGAUGGGAGAAACUUUGUAAAUAGAGAUGCUGAAGGGUAUUGUUGGGCUCCUAGAAGGAUGCUGAAAAGCUACAAAAUGUAAGAUUGCACUUUUUCACUAGGGGGGGGUGGUCAGGAAAGACUGGUUGGUUGGUUUGUGUUUAUUUUUCUGUUCUAUUGUCAUCUUGUGUUUCUAGUGCAGAACAGUCAUUUAUUGAAAAAAAAUAAAAAUACUCAUCUGACUUUUGCCAAACGAUAAGGCAUUUUGUGAUCCAAAACCUUGUGCCAUUUAGCUGUUCCUCCCCAGGAGAAAGACAUUAUCUUGUAUACGUUGUAGUGCAGACACUUUCUUAUUUAUAAGCCAAAUAAUAAUGAUUAUUUUCAGUUUCAUGAUAAAUGCCAAACAAUAUCAUUCUAAAUCCUGCUUUUUCAGAUGUAUUAUGUUUAUAAAUGCUUGCUUAAUACAUUACAUACAUUAAAUCAGGGUAUUAUCAUGAAAACCACUUCCCCAGUUUUAGCAUGUCACUGAAAUGCGAUGUACAAUACCUGCAUCAUUCAUAUAUAUUCAUGCAGGGCAUCGUUUGAAUUCAUGGGGCCCAAAUACCAUUCAUGGCCCUGCAUUUAUGAUGGAAUCUCCAAUGCUCUAAAGAUCUUCUCACAUCUGGAUUGACUUAGACCAGUAGUCAAGACAACUGGUGAGCGCUUGUUUCAGAAGGCCUCACAGAAGAAAAACUGACGCUAACAACCUGAAUGCUGGUACGAUGUUUGCCAAGUCUGCUUCAGUCAGUCCUUUUACUUAAAGCUGCAUGUAUAUGAGCUGUAGAAUUUGUGUGGACCUUGUUUGGAAGGAGGCUAAUAAUAGUAGGUGAUAUUUGUUGUCCUAUGGCUGUAUCUUGGCAAAAUCGAUAUGCUUUUUGCCACUGGAA